This is a messenger RNA of Monodelphis domestica (gray short-tailed opossum), 1455 nucleotides long. RefSeq names its product TruB pseudouridine synthase family member 1 (gene TRUB1). Gene Ontology annotation, biological process: mRNA pseudouridine synthesis; tRNA modification. The record is from RefSeq and is a predicted model, not a curated record. Lineage: Eukaryota; Metazoa; Chordata; Mammalia; Didelphimorphia; Didelphidae. Gene Ontology annotation, molecular function: pseudouridine synthase activity; RNA binding. Gene Ontology annotation, cellular component: nucleus.
GCGGGUCGCUUUUGGGAUGCGUCAUCAGUCUGCGCUUCCCACUUAAGGAGGAAGAGGUUUCGGUUGGAGCAUGAUGGCCGCCUGCGAGGCGGUGGCAGCAUCAGCGACUCUGGCUACAGCGACAGAAAGGGCCGAAGAGGGGGCGAAAGCAGCCACCACGGGGACGGCCGCAUCAGCGGCGGCCUCAGGCAAGGCCGCGGUGCCGUCUGCUGGAGGCACGACGGUGAAGGAAGCGGCAGCAGCGGUGACCGAGACGGUAGCUGUGACCACCACAACGGCCGCGAUGGGAGGAGCGGGAGCCGCCCGAUCGGCGGCGGCCGCCAAACUGCUGUCCCUGAGCGGUGUGUUCGCCGUGUACAAGCCCAAGGGCCCCACAUCGGCCGAGCUACUGAACCAGCUGAAGGAGAAGCUCCUGGCAGAAGCUGGUAUGCCUCCUCAAGAUGGGAACAAGAGGAAGAAACAGGCAUUAAAAAUUGGUCAUGGAGGAACUUUGGACAGUGCUGCCACAGGAGUUCUUGUGGUUGGAAUUGGAAAAGGAACAAAAAUGUUGACCAGUAUGUUAUCAGGUUCCAAGAAGUAUAUUGCUACUGGAGAAUUGGGGAAAGCCACUGAUACACUGGAUUCAACAGGGAAAAUUACAGAAGAAAAACCUUACGAUCAGAUAAAGCAAGAAGAUAUUGAAGGCAUUCUCCAGAAAUUCACAGGAAAUAUAAUGCAAGUGCCCCCUCUCUAUUCUGCUUUAAAGAAAGAUGGACAGAGACUUUCAACUUUGAUGAAGAAAGGUGAAGUAGUAGAGGCAAAACCUGCCAGACCAGUCACAGUUUAUAGCCUCUCCCUUCAAAAAUUCCAGCCACCUUUAUUUACAUUAGAUGUUGAAUGUGGAGGAGGUUUUUAUAUCAGAAGCUUGGUCAGUGACAUUGGCAAAGAACUUUCUUCCUGUGCCACUGUGCAAGAACUGACCCGAACUAAACAGGGACCAUUUACACUAGAGGAGCAUGCCCUUCGAGAAGACAAAUGGACAAUUGAUGGAAUAGCACAAUCCUUAGAGCAUUGCAUGCCUCUUCUCUCAGUAGAACCUUCUGUUAAAAAAUUAAAAACUGAAGAUUCUAAAGUACAAGCUGUGAGCUCUGAAGAUAAAACAAGUCAGGUUAAGGAAAAAGAUGGAGUGAUUGGAACAUCUUAAAAUUGGACUGGGAUUGUUAUGUUUUCCUAGUUGAAUUUAUAAUCUUUUGUGUGCAAAAUGACAAGCUGCAUUGUGAAAAAAAAAAGAAAGAAAGAAUUUUCUCUCUGCAUGGAGAAAAAGUCCAUAAUUUCUUAUUUCUACAACAUGCUAUUCAUCUAAUACAUUGUAUUAUAAAUGGGUUUGUCAGUACUCUAAAUUCUUUGCUGUAUUCUAAAGGAACUUUUAGAAUGUUUUUGUGUUACCAUAUUGACAAUAAAAAUUUUAAAUCAAAA